This is a messenger RNA of Acinonyx jubatus (cheetah), 13053 nucleotides long. RefSeq names its product FERM domain containing 4A (gene FRMD4A). Gene Ontology annotation, biological process: establishment of epithelial cell polarity. NCBI's taxonomy places the organism in Eukaryota, Metazoa, Chordata, Mammalia, Carnivora, Felidae. The record is from RefSeq and is a predicted model, not a curated record. The transcript is spliced from 23 exons. The coding region runs from base 9436 to 12552 and encodes 1038 amino acids. Gene Ontology annotation, cellular component: adherens junction; bicellular tight junction; cytoskeleton.
GGUUUUAGUGUUCUGGUUCUGUUUUGGUGGACUUAACCCUAAGUCCUCAGGAGGGUCAGGAAGGCUGCACAUAGUGCUGGGGCUUGCCAGGGUUUUGGGUUUUUGCUUUCGUUGUGGGGUUCUGAUCUUUAGUACCUCUCCUUCUGCUGAGGAUGACCCCUCUUUCCCCAAGAACACCCUACAGAUGUUGAGGUUAAGUCACAAGCAUCGCUCGUGUGGAUGUCUAGAACUAAAUGAAAAAAUGAAAAGAAUCCAUCUCUGAGUCCUUCUUCCAGGGUCUCCCAGGAAGCAAGAGCCUUACGCAAACAGCAUCUUCUAGGCUUCUUGAAGCAGACAUGCAGAUUCGACCCCAUAGUGGCUUUGGGCUGCACCAUAUAAUACACAUCAUAGGAAAAGGUGGGUGGAAUGUUCUUGCGGAGAUAACUGCCUAAGAAAGACCUGUCCAGACACAGACUCUGGCAAAGGAUGGCCAAAAUGUGUAAUAGGCCCAGGUUGGUUUGACAAAGAAGAAGUGAAAUCAAGGUCCAGCGACCCAGAUUCAAAGCAUUCCUCUCUCCUGGGCAAUGUUUUCUUUCAUUCCAAGCUCUCUGCUUGUGUCACUAUGUAAACAUAUUCAGACAUGAAAGGGAGACACCCCACACUACUUUAGUGGUCAUGUUUGUUUGUGCUCCACUAUGCCCGCAGAGUUACAUCCUGGCCAUCCAUGCAUGAGGAGACAGCAAGGAAAGCCAGCAUUUCCUUUAAAAAAAAAAAUGUGGCUUUACUCACCAAACUUCUCUCCUCUCUAUUCUGACACAUAGCCUGUGUGCCAUACAUCUGAGUUUCUUUGGACAGAAGCUUCAGGAGAUAUUUAUUUCAUUGAGGUGAAAAAGAAGUUGUGUCUUGUCCAGCCUGGGCAUGUGCUUCUAUGAAUAUUCAGACUGCCCCUUGGGAGCUGGCACGGUGCCUUGCACCGAGAUCUUGAAUCUUUGUUGAGCAAAUGAAUGCACUUAAAUUGAAAAGAAAGUACCAUUUUUUUCAGGAAGGUUUUGGAACAUGUGGGAACUCGUGAUUUUCCCAUUUUACAUUUAAUAGACUAGAAAGCUGGCCUUGAGAAGCCAGGAAAGAUCAUCAAGAUCAUUCCAUAAGCUAGAUAGAGAAAAUGAGUUCAGGUAGAAGAGUUUUGACGAUCUGCUCCAUUUCCUUUCCCUUGACCAUGGCUGGGUGAUCAUUCCGUGACCACGCUUGGAAACCAUAGCAAAGUUUUCAAGCAAAAUCUUUUUUUCUGCAGCUGUGUUUCAUACCUCAUCAUUUCUCUUGGUUCGUGUGAUUAAUUGCCAUUAUGUUUAAAGUCAAUACUGUUCACAUUCAGAAUUUGGUUUCUCAGGUGCAGGCAGAGGUUCUGAAUCAGAAAAAUCAUGUUUUAUUAGAAUUGAGCAGAAAUAUUCCUCACGUCUGAUUGAUCCAAAAGUCAAUGACUUUGUGACCUCGGGCACUGGUGCCUCUUUUUCCAUUUGUGAGAAAAAACAGUUCUGCCUCUAAGGCACAUACUUGGAUAUCAAGGUUAAGAUAUCGUUUGCAAAACAGAGCAUGCUUCCAGGUUUUUGGAUAAAAGAGGCCCAUCAAUAUCUACCAUUAACUUCAUGAUUUUAACACAGAAAGAAAUUGAGGCGAGCAAUUAUUUUCCUUUAUGCCUCAGGUCAAAACUGGCCAAUGAAAUUUAAGAUGCAGAAUUGAUCUGAAAAACCCCUCAGAGCUAUGAAAAUAAUGCACAUUGAGGCACAUUUAUUGUUUGAAAGGUCACAUUCUCAACAUAAUUCCACUAUUAAGUAAUCCCACUACUGUCAAUUAAAGAGACAAGCAAGUACGAUUCAGGUAGGCGCACUUCAACUUGUGAUAUUAGAUAACUUAAAAGAAUGAGGCUUCGUAAUAUGAAGGAACUUCCCGUGGAAUUUUAAUAAAUUAACAUGCAACUUUUCAUAAGAACACUGACAGUAUAAAGUGAAUUAUGCCUAUUAUUUGUGCAUGUUGUGUAGACUUUUUUCAAAGGAGGAAAGGUAUAAAUUAAGUUUUAAAUUAAGAAAAAUAGCGUCAGAGAUCAUACAACCUGGAGAUUGUUAUCAGCACUCUGCACACCUCAGAGUUCUUACCUCUGCCCUCACAUAUCAUGCUACUUUCAGCCCCCAGAUUUCCUUGGCAUGUGUUUCUUUCUUGGCCUGAAAUCCACUCUUCAAUCCCAUACUUCAGCACGCCCAUCCCGCCAUCUUAAUGGCCCCAGCAUAGUGAUCUUCUCUAGAUAGCCGUGAAGCCACAAGAGUAGCCCCCUCUAGGAAGCCUUAAUCCAGAAUGCCGGGUGAAUUGUACUUCCUUCCACCUUUGGUUCCACUUUGUGGUCCAACCCUCUGUGCUAGUUCUCCCUCCCCAAAUUGGGAUUUUCAUCUCCAAUCCUUGGAAUUUUUCAAGAGCCAUCACCCACAUUCAUUACCUUGGUAACAACCUCAGGGCAGAGCCUCUGACUGAGCCUGACAUCCAGUGGGUUCUUUCUAUAGACUGAAUGUUUGUGUCCCCCUAAAUUCAUAUAUUGAAACCUAAUCCUCAGUGUGAUAGUAUUGGGAGGUGGGUCUUUGGAAGGUGAUUAGGUCAUGAGAGUGGAGUCUUCAUGAUGGGAUUAGUGUCCUUAAAGAGGCCCCAAAGAGCUUCCUUUCCCUUUCUGCCAUGUGACGAGACCGGGAGAAGGAGGCUGUCUGUGGACCUGGAGGCAGGUCUUCACCAGACACUGAAUCUGUUGAUGCCUUGAUCUUGGACUUCCCAGCCUCCAGAACUGUAAGAAAUAAAUGUCUGUUGUUUAUAAGCCCCCCAGCCUAUGGCAUUUCUGUUAUAGCAGACCGAAUGGACUGAGACAUUUCUUAACACAUAUGUGUGGCUUGAAAGAACCCCACAGCACCCCAGUGCCAAGCCUAGAUGAGCUCAGUGGUUAAUGAUGUGCUUUUAGGAUAUAAGAUGGAGAGGGUUAUACAAGAUGGCCACAAUCACACCCCCAGCUUGCAGGAUUGGCCCUUUAGAGAAAAAAGUUCUCGUUCUGUUUACACAGCUUCAGGGUUCCAACAAGUCUCAGAAGCAGAAACUGCUUGGAUUCCCAUCUCUUUGGAUCGCUGUCAUUCUUAUCCCAUCCAAACGCACGCUUUGAUAGACAAUUGCAAGCCAGUUUUUGAAAGGGACUUGUCUGAGGCCUGACCUUCCUGAACAUUUUGAGGGAGAUCUCAAGAAAAAAAUGUUCCCCAUUCAUGACACCCUUUAGCGCCGUACUGCCUUAUUUCCAGCAGAAACAGGAGACCUUAUAAAAUGCUAACUGAAAGCCCUCUUUGAGGGAAGGUGGGUGGAGAGGAUUAGAGGAGCAUCCGAGCGAUUCUGGCUCUACAGGGAUGGGAAGGAAGGAAAGUGCCAGCAGCUUCCUCAGCGCUUCCGCCUGCAUGCUCCUCUCAGCUUUUUCCUUAUCUCUGCUCCCAGAGGUCUCCUAAGCAAACACUGGAGUAAUGAUCUGAGGCCAGGGCAGCUGUUGGUUGCCUCCCUCUUCACAAAAGCGCUUAAACCAGAAACCCUGAAAGCAAGCAAGCAAUGGAAAUACCUCUUUCCAAACCCUUUGCAAAGUAAUGUCACUCUGUUCCUCAUACUUCUUCAUAAAACACAGGGGUAGGUAGAGACCCAUUUCCAGCUCAAGCGUGCACAAUAAUGCAAAAAAAGAGGCAGUUUUAUUCUUCCCACCAUACAGCACUUUUUCAGAAAGACAAGAGCUGCUAAGGAAGUCUCCCAGGGCUAGAAUCCAAUUAACUGCUGUACUGAUUGCUGAUAACUUUAGGCAAUCACUUGUGCUUUAGAAAAUGGGACAGAGAAUCUGAAAGAUCAUAAAGACAAGAUGACUGAUCAACCAAGACAUAGAACCUAAUACCACUCUUUCCCCUAGUCGUCCGCCAUUUUCGAAUGAAAAUAAGGGAAGAAGAAACGCGGGGAAUGAAAUGCCGUAGGUCUUAUACUUGGUGUUUUGUAACAUGAAAGUGCCAGUCUGUAUGUCUGGAAGCUCAGAUUCUGAUGUGGAGCUCUGGGAAAUACUUGAAUAACCAUUAAGUAUUUCCAUCACUCUACAUGACUUGCUCUCAGAGCUGCAGUAGAGUAGGAAAUCUUGACAUAUGUGGAGUUCUAAGUCUUCCUGUGUCAGGUUCUGGUUCCUGUGUGACCACUUAGGAACUCUGGUCUUGGAUUAGUUAUGAUAUCCAUUAGUUGCAUAACAAACAUACCACCGGGUGCCACACAGUGGUAGAUGUUGGGUGUUCACAAGUUUGCAGAGUUUUACUGAUCUAUCCUGGGCUCAGCUGAUGUUGGCUGAGCUUGCUCCCAAGUCUGUAGGUUGGAUUUCUUUCAUCCUCCUCCAGGAAUCAGCAGGACAUAAUUCCUAUGUCCUACCCAGGAACAUCUUUAAGCUUCUGUUUGUACCAUAUUUGUUAACAUCCACUCCAUCAGUCAAGGGAAGUCACAUAGCCAUACCCAGAGAAAAGUGAGAAGAAGAGUGCAUGACCAAGUCUGAAUGGCAAGUGGACAGAUGACAAAAUGCAUGAAUAACUGAAGCUACAUGAUGCAACCUACCACAACACUAAUUCUCUCAAUCUCAGUUCUUGCAUCUGUUAGAUGGGAAUAAUAAUAUUAUUAUUAUAACAUAUCAUAACAUACCUUUGAAAAUGAAAUGAGAUGGUGCUUUAAAGGUCACAGCUGGAACAAAGCUGGUGCUCAGCAAACAUUAUUUUCUUCCUAUUCAUCUCCCUACUCUUGCAAAAUGGAAAUUAAUACCUGCCACACACACACCUAACAGAAUUAUUGUGAAGUUUUAAAAAGAUAACACAUGUGAGCACCCUUUCAAAAAUGCCAGUCACUGUAAAAUCUCUGUUUUACAGUAACGUAUAGAAUGCUUAUCCUUACACAGGUAAAACAAAUUCAAGCGCUUAGAAAUUAAAUCACAACUUUCAUUGAGCACUUUAGUUUAGCGUGUAGUAAGCGAAAAUUUUCUCCGUGAUCUGUUUUGGCAGUUACAGUAUGAAGCAAAACCAAUAAUGUGGCUCAAGGUGAGGGGCAGAGGCCAGGGGGGUUGAAAGCAGGAGGAGAUUUAUAGCCUCAGCUAAAUAACUCCCUUAGUGCUGCCCAAGAUACCUGGAACCAAUCCAGGAAUAAGGUCUUUUCUUUCCUUUAUCACACCAAAGCCUAAGUCUUAAUGAAGAUGUUUCCCAGUAGGAACUAAAGAGUGAUGAGUCACAGAGGAAAAGACCUAAGUGGUUGUCAGGUCACAAUCCUCUUACCUUAAUGAAUCGAAAACCAUUUAUGAAGCAAGGCAACCCAAUCCUCAGAUAAUGAACCUUAAUUGUGCAACUGGCUGUGGUCCCCAGAGACUACAAGGGGCCUAAAGAAAUUAACCUUGAAGAUGGUGAAGAUGUGAGGAAGAAAGGGUCAAUGUUUUCAUGCAGGAGAGAUGGGAAAUCUGAGCCUCUGACCAUGUCCUAUCUAAUGGCCUUUGUGACAUUUCCAAGUGCUCCUGGUCUAGAGAGGUUCAUUAUAAAGGUCAUCCAUCCAUCCGUCCAUUUCUCCUCUCCUUUUUUUGAACAUCAAAAUGGGGAAGAAGAAUGGCUCAAAUGCAAGGAGAUUUGCUAAAAGAGGUUGCUUGGAACAGGGACACUCCCUCUGUAGGUCAGAAGCCCUCACCACCCAGUGGGAAUUUGCUGAGUUGGAUUGCAGCUAAGACUCCCUUUCCCUGUGGUACACACUUAAUUGAUAUUUCACCAGUUUCUAUAUAUUUGAUAUUCAUUGACUUUUUCUUCCAAGGCUGAGUUAAUCCCAGAUUGCAAAUUCUGCCCUUUUUGAAGCUGAAGGAACUCUCUUAAAAUGUGAAGUUGCAAGCAGAGAGCACCCCUACAUAAGGGAACCUGGGAUGUAGAGCGGUGAAUGGGGGUUCCCGUUUCUGACUGUUUUGGCAACAGUGAUCAUUCUCCAUGGUGUUAGGACAACUAAUGAUCCGAUGAUUAUUUUCAUUGACACGGUACAUCUGUUGCCUAAAUUAGAGUAUUUCGUAAGCCCUCCUGCAACUGCCACCUCUCCUCCUGCCCCCUCCCAUCGCUAAAUAAGUCUAACUACUUUAGGGGUAAGACAUGGAGUACUCAGUAGUUAAAGGACUUGGAGAUGCUAGUAACAAAUUGACUGGCACGUUCCACUUUACAAAUAGCUUUAAUGAAUACGAGACUUGUGCUUGAUAAGUGUCUUCCAUGGUACCUGGCUUGAGAUGGAUGGCCAAUGAAUAUUGAUUCUGUGAACAAGUCAAUGAAUGAGAUACAGAAAGUUAACACGAUGGCCUAAAAUAAUACACUUUCAAAUGCUUAAUUCGAAGCCCCUGACUAAUAAAGAAUAGAUGAUGAAAUAUGCAUUUAAGUCUUUGUAUGUUGGUGGGGAUGAGAAGGAAAUAGCAUUCUCACUACGUGUGGCCUCCUGGAGCUAAAUACAGGUCCAUUGUGUGCAAAUUAACCAAAGCUUCUGCAAAAUAGCCAGAAGAAUGGUACCUCCUUCAUAGGAGGAGCUAAUCCAUGAAAAUCUCUGAGUGCAGUGCCUGGGACAAGGCACCUGUUGCUACCUUCAUUUCAAUCAUCACCAUCAGCAUCAUUUCAAGAUCCUAAUAUGAUUCUGAAUCCUGUUGAUUCCCAGGGGGUUGCUUUAGUCAGGGACCUUGCAGACCACUAUAAAAACACGAUGAACAAACCCAGACUCCAGGGGCUGGGGGACUGGAAUGUAAACAACCAGAAAAGCUAAACCUUCCUUAUAUGGUGAGAUGAUAUAGGAUAUUCGCAAUUCCUUGCUAAAGGCCCUUCCCCUAGCCUUGGAAAGUAGUUUUGGUUCCGGAAGCUCUGUUUAGAGUUUGUCAGAAAACAACCAGUCUUACACAUGUAAUUAGUCUGAUUUUUUUUUUAACCUUGACACCAUCCCAGUCUGUUCUACCCCUAUAACUAAAGUUUAGGGUCAGACUGACAAGCAGCAGGGGGUGAUCCGUUGUGCCACAGACAAAAAAGGUCAAGGAGAAAACUCUAGAGGAGUGAUUCUGAUUGAUAAUUCUGGUGAGAGGGUCUCUGGGACUAGGAAGGGACAAAGACCAGAAUAGAAUGGCUCAGGAAAGAGUUGCCAAAAGUAAAAAGCAAGUCACAGAUAUAUCUUGUUUAAAUCAGGAGCAAUCAAACAGGAUGAAACCUGAACAUGGCACAUGGGGUGAGUGAUGGCUCUACAACGGCCAGGGUAAAAGGCCUGUCCGAAUAUCUGCGGCUAGUAAGUCAGGCAGAGGAGGAAUGAUACCUUGAACAUACAAAGAGUGAUUUCCUCCCCCAACCCCAAAAUAAAGCCUUUGAGAAGAUAGAGGGAGGGCUGAGGAAGAGGAGAGGAAAUAAAAUUAAAGAUGGCAGUGAAGGAAUGUAAUUCUUGUGAAUAAAUUCGUUUUUAGUUGCAUCAAAGAAAGUUGAUAAUGGGUACCCAGUUAGGAAGAGGGCCAAAAGAAAGCAAAGCUCUAGUGGAAGGGAGCGUCUCCUAGUAGGGUUUGCAAUCCUCUAGAGAAACACAAUAUCAUGGGUAGAGGUCGAAGUAAAAAAUGAGAUGACAGAUGAAAGGGCUUGGUGAGUUGAUUGAGUUUUGUAGCAAACAGAAUAUAAAGGCAUGGAGGUAAGAGCUUUCUCUACCUUACUCUCCACUCUAUAACCUGAAACUAAAACCUCCUGGCACACAGUAGGUGCAUUAUAUCUCCUUAUUGAAUGAUUGAAUGAAUAAAACAAAAGACUAAGGGACCCCAAACACUAGGAUACUGUGUAAGAAAACGUCAUGGUUAAGCCAAUAGCAAGAGAUAACGAGGUCCAGAGGCCCCCAGAAAUGGCAAAGAUAUUUUAUAUAAAGACAGAGUAUUACUUUCAGUAGGUUGGAGCCAUUGAGGAUUUGUCAGGAUGUUAAGACUCUGGUCAGAGGAGGUAAGCGCCUGGUUAAGUGUGAAUGAGGUUGUAGACAUGCACCUAAGAUAAUAGGGGGAAAAUGUUAAGAAUAGAGAACUGGGGACUACCCAAGGAAAUGAAUCAGUGUAAUGUAGUUGGUGUAGAGUCUGAAGUUCCUUGGAUACAGAUGAAUGAACUAGAAAAAAACUUGAGGUAAUCAAGGAUUAAGAACUAGAGUAAUGGACCAUCCUAGGACACCAUCUGGAGAACCAGCAUAGAUGGCCCCAUCUUCAAGACGUCUUGGGAGUCGUGGCAGAUAGAGAGAGGGACAAGUGCCAUCCAAGGAACAAAGGACACAGGAUGUCAGCCUUAAAUAUCAUCGGUGAGUUCACAUAUGGUCUGUGUGUGUCACAUUAUAUAAUGUGAAAUCCCUUAUAAUGGUAUAGAUGUUCUUAGCUACAAUUAAGGAGUCACCUGCUGAAGUAGAGAUGUUGAAUUAUUUUCAUAUAGAAAACUCCUUAAACAUAAGAAAGUUCAAAAAAAAACCUCUUUUCAACUUCCUUAUGCCCUGACCCAAGUCUUUGCAGUAUUUUCUCACUGGCUACUUUUUACAAGUGACUGGCAAUGUCGAAUGAGAGAGUCAAUCCUGGUUUAUCUGAGUCCUGGAGAGCUACACGUGCUUAUUAUUUUAUGCUCCGCUGUUAGGAACUGAGUCUAUAAAUCAGUGUUGAAACUUUUCCUAAGAAGAGGCUUUGCUUAUAUGCUCUUAAACAUCUGGUCAGACAGGAAAAAAAAAAUCCAGUUAACUAUCCAGAUGCUGUGUCAACAACUAGGCUAAACAAAUGAGCAUUUAGAAAUACCCGAGAGGUGAGAUUUCUUUUUCAGCUUUCAGAAAAACAGCUGAGUACUGGUGACACCUGGAUCCACUGCUCUCAGGGUCCUGUUCCUUAAAAGAGAAAUGAAUGGAGAACCAAAGCAGUGCCUUCAGCUGUCAGCUCUAGAGAGAGCGACUGCACAGCUGAGCUCAGGAGCCCAGAUGCCCGGGCAGAGCUCAGCCCCUCUCGCCUCCUUUCCUGGGUGAGCCGCCCCUGUGGUUUGGUUCAGAUCACUUUUCUCGGCUCAAAUGCGGUACCUAAGACAGCGAUCAUUUGUCAAGUGAGCACGGUACACAGAGAGCUCUAGGCAGAUUAUGGAAAGAGAGGGAGGAAAGGGAGGGAGGAGAGAGCUCGGGAGAGAGAGAAGCAAGAGAGGGAAGAGGGUGAGGAAGCGAGCGGGCUGCUCUAGGAACAGUGCUUUCCAGGCACUGGAGAUUCAAGUUAGACAGGGUGACGGUGCAGAGGCACCGCCCGGGAGAGGGGAGAGACCAGGACUCCCCGCAUGGCUCUUUUCAUGUGGGAUGCUUAAGGACAGCACACACAGAGAGUAACUUGGAGAGGACAGCAACUGGCAUGAGGAUUCCGCCAAAAUGGAAGGGCUCCUGUCUCCGAUGAGGACCAAGAUGACGGAGGGCCGUCGAUGUCAAGUACAUCUUCUGGAUGACAGGAAGCUGGAACUCUUAGUACAGCCCAAGCUUUUGGCCAAGGAGCUGCUGGACCUCGUGGCAUCGCACUUCAACCUGAAGGAAAAGGAAUACUUCGGAAUAGCCUUCACAGAUGAGACGGGACACUUAAACUGGCUUCAACUAGAUCGAAGAGUAUUGGAACACGACUUCCCCAAAAAGUCGGGACCAGUGGUUUUGUACUUCUGUGUCAGGUUCUACAUAGAAAGCAUCUCGUACCUAAAGGAUAAUGCCACCAUUGAGCUCUUCUUCCUGAAUGCUAAGUCCUGUAUCUACAAGGAGCUGAUCGAUGUUGACAGUGAAGUGGUGUUUGAAUUAGCCUCCUAUAUUUUACAGGAGGCAAAGGGAGAUUUUUCUAGCAAUGAGGUGGUGAGGAGUGACUUAAAGAAGCUGCCGGCGCUCCCCACUCAAGCCCUGAAGGAGCACCCCUCCCUGGCCUACUGUGAGGACCGAGUCAUUGAGCACUACAAGAAACUGAACGGCCAGACCAGAGGUCAAGCAAUUGUAAACUACAUGAGCAUCGUGGAGUCUCUCCCAACCUACGGGGUUCACUAUUAUGCAGUGAAAGACAAGCAGGGGAUACCGUGGUGGCUGGGACUGAGCUACAAAGGAAUCUUCCAGUAUGACUACCACGAUAAAGUGAAGCCGAGGAAGAUCUUCCAAUGGAGGCAGUUGGAAAACCUGUAUUUCAGAGAAAAGAAGUUUUCCGUGGAAGUUCAUGACCCCCGCAGGGCUUCAGUGACCAGGAGGACGUUUGGACACAGUGGCAUCGCGGUACAUACAUGGUACGCAUGUCCAGCAUUGAUCAAGUCCAUCUGGGCUAUGGCCAUUAGCCAGCACCAGUUCUAUCUGGACAGAAAGCAGAGUAAGUCUAAAAUCCAUGCCGCGCGCAGCCUGAGCGAGAUCGCCAUCGACCUGACCGAGACCGGCACGCUGAAGACCUCCAAGCUGGCCAACAUGGGGAGCAAAGGGAAGAUCAUCAGCGGCAGCAGCGGGAGCCUCCUGUCAUCAGGUUCUCAGGAAUCCGAUAGCUCUCAGUCGGCCAAGAAAGACAUGCUGGCCGCCUUGAAGUCCAGGCAGGAAGCUCUGGAAGAAACUCUCCGCCAGCGGCUGGAGGAACUGAAAAAGCUCUGCCUUCGAGAAGCUGAGUUGACAGGCAAACUGCCCAUUGAGUAUCCCUUGGACCCGGGGGAGGAACCACCCAUCGUUCGCAGAAGAAUCGGGACGGCCUUCAAACUGGAUGAACAGAAAAUCCUGCCCAAAGGAGAGGAGGCCGAGCUGGAACGCCUGGAACGGGAAUUUGCCAUUCAAUCCCAGAUUACAGAGGCCGCCCGCCGCCUCGCCAGUGACCCCAACGUCAGCAAAAAACUGAAGAAACAAAGGAAAACCUCUUAUCUGAACGCACUGAGGAAGCUGCAGGAGAUCGAGAAUGCCAUCAACGAGAACCGCAUCAAGUCUGGGAAGAAACCCACGCAGAGGGCUUCGCUGAUCAUCGCCGAUGGAAAUAUUGCCAGUGAAGACAGCUCCCUCUCAGAUGCCCUUGUGCUAGAGGAUGAAGACUCUCAGGUCACCAGCACACUGUCCCCCUUACAGUCUCCUCACAAGGGACUCCCUCCUCGACCACCGUCACACAACAGGCCCCCACCUCCCCAGUCCCUGGAGGGUCUCCGGCAGAUGCACUAUCACGGCAGCGACUACGACAAAUCCCCCAUAAAGCCCAAAAUGUGGAGUGAGUCCUCUUUAGAUGAGCCUUACGAGAAGGUCAAGAAACGUUCCUCCCACGGCCAUUCCAGCACUCACAAGCGAUUCCCCAGCACGGGCAGCUGUGCAGAAGCAGGCGGGGGCAGUAGCUCCCUCCAGAACAGCCCCAUCCGCAGCCUCCCUCACUGGAACUCCCAGUCCAGCAUGCCGUCCACACCAGACCUGCGGGUCCGGAGUCCCCACUAUGUUCAUUCCACGAGGUCGGUGGACCUCAGCCCCACGCGGCUGCACAGCCUCGCCCUGCACUUUAGGCACCGGAGCUCCAGCUUGGAGUCCCAGGGCAAGCUCCUGGGCUCGGAGAACGACACGGGGAGCCCCGACUUCUACACCCCGCGGACUCGUAGCAGCAACGGCUCCGACCCCAUGGACGACUGCUCCUCCUGCACCAGCCACUCGAGCUCGGAGCACUACUACCCGGCGCAGAUGAACGCCAACUACUCCACGCUGGCCGAGGACUCGCCGUCGAAGGCGCGCGCGCGGCAGCGGCAGCGGCAGCGGGCGGCGGGCGCGCUGGGCGCCGCGAACUCGGGCAGCAUGCCCAACCUGGCGGCGCGCGGCGGCGGCGCGCACGGCGUCUACCUGCACAGCCAGAGCCAGCCCAGCUCGCAGUACCGCAUCAAGGAGUACCCGCUGUACAUCGAGGGCGGCGCCACGCCCGUGGUGGUGCGCAGCCUGGAGAGCGACCAGGAGGGCCACUACAGCGUCAAGGCGCAGUUCAAGACGUCCAACUCGUACACGGCGGGCGGCCUGUUCCGGGAGAGCUGGCGCGGCGGCGACGAGGGCGACGCGGGCCGCCUGACGCCGUCGCGCUCGCAGAUCCUGCGGACUCCGUCGCUGGGCCGCGAGGGCGCCCACGACAAGGGCGCGGGCCGCGCCGCCGUCUCGGACGAGCUGCGCCUGUGGUACCAGCGCUCCACGGCCUCGCACAAGGAGCACAGCCGCCUGUCGCACACCAGCUCCACCUCCUCGGACAGCGGCUCCCAGUACAGCACCUCCUCCCAGAGCACCUUCGUGGCGCACAGCAGGGUCACCAGGAUGCCCCAGAUGUGCAAGGCCACGUCAGCUGCCUUACCUCAAAGCCAGAGAAGCUCAACGCCGUCGAGUGAAAUUGGAGUGACGCCCCCAAGCAGUCCCCACCACAUCCUAACCUGGCAGACUGGGAGCUACGCUGAUAGCUGUUUCCUGGAUUCCUCCCUCUAUCCAGAACUAGCCGACGUCCAGUGGUACGGGCAGGAAAAAGCCAAGCCCGGGACCCUCGUGUGAGCCAGCCGGCCUCAAUCUGACCGCCUCAACGCCAUUCAGAGAUCACCUCACUGCCUCUCAUUUGCCUUACCCAGACGCACUGUCACCCUGCACCAGCUUCGGCCCUCAGCACUUUUUUUCUCCCGUCUCCGCAUUCCCUUCACCCUCAAAAACCUGACUGAGGAGACAUUCUGGAAGGUUCCGGUCCCACUGUGUGUCCUCUGGCUCUCUCGCCCACGGAGAGCCAGGCGCCAAUCCUCAACGGCACCUUGGUGGCUUCCCCCUGCCGUGACAGCCCCCAGGCCGGGAGCCAUCAGGGAAGGUAACGGACAUCAAACUCCUGUGGACAGGUGGCAUUGGAAGAGAACAGGAAAGGGGACUCGAGUACAGGGUGAUCCAGAAAGACGAUGAAGUUAUGGUCGGCCUGCACUCGGUGAAGAGGAUGCCUCGCUCGCUCGCGCGGGGGAAUAUGGGACUCCGUUGACACUUGAAAUAGUCCCGGGGGGGGGGGGGGGGGAGGGG